Melospiza georgiana is the source of this 1038-nucleotide messenger RNA. It is a transcript of the gene BSPRY, whose product is annotated as B-box and SPRY domain containing. Gene Ontology annotation, molecular function: protein binding. The transcript is spliced from 6 exons. The record is from RefSeq and is a predicted model, not a curated record. Bases 1 to 1038 code for a protein of 345 amino acids. Lineage: Eukaryota; Metazoa; Chordata; Aves; Passeriformes; Passerellidae.
AUGGCCCGGGCCGAGCGGCUGCGGAACAAGCUCGUGGAGCGCUGCGAGCGGAUCCAGCUGCAGAGCGCGGCCAUCGCCCGGCACGUGGACGAGGUGCUGCCAGCCAAAGACCAGGACGUCCAGAGCGCGGCCAGCGCGGCGCGGGAGCUGGUGGUGCAGAGGCUGCUCCUGGUGGGCAAGGCCUGCGAGAACGAGGAGCAGCGGCUGCUGGAGAGGGUGCAUGCCGAGGAGGAGAGGGCACACCAGAGCAUCCUCACCCAGCAGGUGCACUGGACAGAGGCUCUGCACAAGCUGGGUGCCCUCCGCACCUACCUGGUGGACAUGAUCACCAGCCUGGAUGACCAGGGCCUGCUGCGUGCAGAACAGGAGAUCUUCGAGAGGACAGAGCUGGCAGAGGGAAUCUUGGAGCCCCAGGAGUCCCUGAAGUUAAACUUUAAUCAGAGCUGUGUUCAGAGUCCACUGUUGCAUCGACUGUGGGCCUGUGCUGUGCUCUGCUGCCUCACAGGCUCACAGGAGAUUCACAUCGAUGAGAAAACCCUGAGCCCCCACCUCAGCCUGUCAGAGGACAAGAGAACCCUGACCUUCAGCCCCAAGAAAGCAAAGGUGGACUCGGGCUGCCCCGAGCGCUUUGACCACUGGCCCAACGCUUUGGCCACUGCCCCUUUCCACUCGGGGGUGUGUGCCUGGAAGGUCAGCGUGGAGCAGAGCUGUGCCUACAAGCUGGGAGUGUGCUACAGCUCCGUGCCCAGGAAGGGCUCUGCCAACGAGGGCCGCCUGGGCUUCAACGCCGCCUCCUGGGUGUUCUCACGCUACGACAAAGAAUUCCGGUUCCUGCACGCGGGGCAGCCCCAGCCCGUGGAGCUGAUCAAGGCCCCCGCAGAGAUCGGGGUCCUGCUGGACUUUGCAGGGGGGGAGCUGCUCUUCUACGACCCUGACUCCUGCGCCAUCCUCUUCUCCCACCGGCAGCCCUUCCUGGAGCCCGUGUUCCCCGUCUUUGCCGUGGCACACCAGAGCAUCUCGCUGGGCCCCCGUGCGUGA